Myxocyprinus asiaticus (Chinese sucker) is the source of this 6635-nucleotide messenger RNA. Its product is annotated as calponin-1-like. The record is from RefSeq and is a predicted model, not a curated record. Gene Ontology annotation, biological process: actomyosin structure organization. The transcript is spliced from 8 exons. Gene Ontology annotation, molecular function: actin binding. The coding region runs from base 1003 to 1791 and encodes 262 amino acids. NCBI's taxonomy places the organism in Eukaryota, Metazoa, Chordata, Actinopteri, Cypriniformes, Catostomidae.
CUUGUGAAAAAUGUUGCAUAGUGAAGAUGUCUUCAAAAAUAAUGCCAUAAAUAGUUUUCAUUUAUCACUUAAUGUCAUAUAAAGUCCAGUAAACAUAAAAAGCUAAAUCAAUAUUCAGUGUGACCACCUUUUAAACAGCCCCAAUUCUCCUAGGUACACCUGGACACAGUUUUUCUUGGAUGUUGGCAGAUAGGAUGUACCAAGCUUCUUGGAGAAUUCACCACAAUUCUUCUAUCUAUUUCAGCUGUCUCAAUUGCUUCUGUCUCUAUAUGUAAUCUCAGACUGACUCGAUGUUCAGUGGGGGGCUCUGUGUGGGCCAUGCUAUCUGUUGCAGGACUCCCUGUUCUUCUGUUCUAAUCUUUUCUAUUUGCACAUGUAAUGUUUGGGAGCCUAACAUCUAUAUUUCCUAUUGACACACUAAAGCUGAAGAUAUAAAUAACCAUCUUAAGACAAAUGCUUUUGUGAAACAACUUUUGCACAGUACUGUGUGUGUGUAUAUAUAUAUAUAUAUAUAUAACACGGGGGCGUGGUCGAGCAUUCGUCCGGAGAGAAAGCGGUAAGGGUGCACACACUUGAGCGCUAUAAUGCCUAACACCUGUUUCUGAUUGCAGUAAGCACUGGGGAGAGCGAUAAAAGAGGGACCACGCCAGAGACUAGGGAGAUACAGACCAGAGACUGAGUGUCUGUUGCAAGAGUGUGUUGGAAAUAAGCUGAAAAGCAGACUGUGUUUGAGUGCAAGCUGAAAAGCCAUUUCUGUUUCGUUUGAUAAAUAAACUGACUCAUGUGGAGUGUGGAAACCGGCUCUCGGUUCCUCCUUUAUCUGACCAACACAGAACCUUUACAGUAGUAUUAAAGGAAAUAUUAAGAGAGGAGACAGGAAACAGGACGGGAAAAAGAGUGGAACAAAAGGCGGAUUCAAACCCAGACUAUUGUAUUGCAAAUAUCUGCGCUGUGUGGCAGCUGGCCCAUAAGUAUGACCCUCAAAAGGAGGAAGAGCUAAGAAUGUGGAUCCAUGAGGUCACAGGCCGUAAACUCCCAAAGAACUUCAUGGAGGGACUGAAAGAUGGAGUCGUCCUCUGCGAGCUUAUCAACACCCUUCAGCCUGGCUCUGUGAAAAAGAUCAGCAACUCUCCUCAAAACUGGCAUCAGCUGGAAAACAUUAGUAAUUUUGUCCGAGCCAUUCAAGAGUACGGACUGAAGCCACAUGAUAUAUUUGAGGCCAAUGACCUGUUUGAGAACAUCAACCACACUCAGGUCCAGUGCACACUUAUUACGCUGGCUGGGAUGGCUAAAUCUAAAGGUUUUCUCUGUAAAUACGACUUUGGAGUGAAAUAUGCUGAGAAACAACUGCGAAAAUUUGCCCCCGAGAAACUAAAGGAAGGACGCAACAUAAUUGGCCUGCAGAUGGGAACCAAUAAGUUUGCCAGUCAAAAGGGCAUGACAUCAUAUGGCACACAUCGACACCUCUAUGAUCCCAAGACGGGGAUGGAAAAUCCUCUGGACCAAUCAACAAUCAGCCUGCAGAUGGGCACCAACAAAGGAGCCAAUCAGUCCGGCAUGACGGCUCCAGGCACCAAGCGGCAGAUCUUCGAUAAGAAGCUGGACAUGGAGAUGUGUGACACCUCUGUUGUCUCACUGCAAAUGGGCACCAACAAGAUGGCGUCCCAGACUGGCAUGACGGUGUAUGGGCUGCCCCGCCAGGUGUACGACAGGAAGUACUGCUCCAGUCCUAAUGACUACAUCGACAACGGGCAGGACUCAGAGAUGGAUGGAUAUCAGUAUUCCGACUAAGAUGAAUAGACAGCUGCCAGUGCACUGCUUUUAUAAAAAAACAAAACAAAAAAAAACACCUGCCCUAUUUCUGAUAUUCCAAAUUCAUGGUGACUAAUAAGAUCAGCUUGAACUGUUUCUCGACAUCACUGCUACCAAUCAAAGCAGAGUACUUUUGUGACUGACCAUUCGUAGAAAAAAAAAGGAGGACAAAUAAGAGGAAGAUCAGGCAAUCUUGCUUUUUGUUUUUAAACUCGUGCUCUUUUAGCUUCACUUAUGUAGUUUUACUUUUUCGAGUGUGCCAUUCUCCUAUGACUUCAAAUGUAUGGCCCAAUUUUCUUGUGUAUAAAAAAAAAAACUUUUCAAAUUAGAUUUUUAUUUAUGAUGCCUCAUAGUUUUAUAUAAUUUGAGUGGAUUUGGUCUAGCCAGCAGCUAUUAUAGUGUUUAGGGUCUGAUCUGUUCAUUGAAGCUCUUUUGAUUGGAUGAAGGAUGAGGAAGUCCACAGAAGACACCAGUGCUACUGCCCAAUCAAAUCAAUAGAUUCUUAAAGAAGAUCGGCCUUAAUGAACUUUACUGUGUCUGUCUGAUUUCAACUAGGUUGAAUUGACUGUUUUUUUUUACCCUUUUAAAAACAGACCAUAGAUGUUUGGUGCUAUAAGGCUAUAAUUAAGCUGAAAUAAUUAAAUUUUUUAAGUUCAAGUGCAACAUCAACAAUGAGCACAUUUGAUUACUCCCAAAUCCGACAAUGCAAGAAAUCCGUGUUUACAUGACUUUUGAAAUAAUCAUGUUGUUCUCUGCUUUUGACAUCAAACCGUGAAGAGGCAUGCAUACAACACGUGUGCACACUGGUUAAGCCGCUAAGAACACUAGUAAAGGUGUUUACAUGCAAUGCAAAAUUGGGUUAAUGGGCAAAAAUCGACCCAUGUCGAUCGGUUUAUUCUUACGUCGUUUGUGACCUUAUACGGAUAAAGGAAAGAGUAAGUCAUUUUAAUCCAAUACACUUUUUGUCAAAUUCCGCGAAUAUCUCUUCACAGUCCGCUACUGUCCGUUCUGAGUGUGCGCUGAAAAAAUAUCUGGUGUUUGUACACAGUCUCUGUAAAUGGGAAAAUAAACAAAGUGGAUCGGACUGAUCCACGCAACACUAUUCCAGCAUGCAUGAAUUUGGGGGGGCGGAGCUUCUGAAGGAGCACUGAAGGGAGGGGUUUGUUUGUUUGGCUGUUGAGUUCAAAUAUCAACAGUAUGUCUCAGGAAUCACUUACUCCACCUUUAAUGCAUUUACAUGACCACACACGUUAUCGGCUUAUUAACAUAAUCGGUGUAAGAACAUACAUGUUAAUGUGCUCAAUACAUAAAUAGAGCACUAAGUUUUCCCAUGGUUAUUUGUAAUCAUGUUUUUACACCAAUUAUGCAUAAUAAGCCGAUGUGAGUGGUCAUGUAAACGCAAUGAACAGCGUUCCUUUAUCAGUGUAAGGCCAUAAACGCAUAAGAAUAAACCGAUCGACAUUAACCCGAUUUUGCAUUGCAUGUAAACACCUUUACCCGUGUUCUUAAUGGCUUAUCCAAUGUGUGCACAUGCCUCUUCACGGUUCGACAUCAAAAGCUGAAAAUAACUCGAUUAUAUCAAAUCUCAUGCAAAUGCUUUGUCUGAUUUUUUAAAUAAGCUGAUUUUUGGGAGUUAUUAGCGAAUUGGUGUGCAUGUAAUCAGGCUCAGGUUUACAUGCACACCAAUGUGCUGAUAACAAAAAAUCAGGUUAUUCAAAACAAAAUAAAAAUCCGACAAUGCAAGAAAAAUAUAGAAAAAUAAUCAGGUUCUUUUCUGCUUCUGAAGCCAAAAGGUAAACAGUCAUGUACACAAAACUUGCGUUUAUUGGAUAAGCUGGUAAAAACACCGGGAAAGGAGUUUACAUGCAAUGGGACAUCGGGGUAAUGGGCAAAUCUUUUUUUUUCUUCUUCUUUAAAUUGUUUAUGACUUUACCCCGAUAAAGGCAAAGUUUAAAUGCAUUUACGUGACCACACACAUUGUCAACUUAAGUAUGAUCGGUUUAAAAACGUGCAUGUGAACAUGCUCGUCUUAGACCAAACCCUUACCAUUACUUACCCAUCAAAACAAGGUUGAUAAGAACGUGGUUCCAGCACACCUUACCCAAAACCUAGCCCCUAAAAUCUUGGUUGAACAUUAUUUCUGGACUAAUUAGGAUUUAAGUCACAUUACUCUUUAACUCACCAGAUAAGCUGUAUGAAUAUAGCUAGAAAUUGCACGUUAAGUGCAUGUCUUCCAGAGUGCAGAUAAUACAUCAGACUAUAGAUUGCCACUACAGAUAUUUUCACGAAACUAUUCAUUUACAUUUUAGUACAAUUGAAUUACUACUUAUUGGGUGAAACUAUGUUACUGAAAAUUUUAGAUGCCUCUAUUAGUUAGAGAUAAAUUAGAAGUCUGUCCAAAUACAUUUCAGGACGACAUUCUGUUUUUUUUUGUUGUUGUUUUUCUAAUCACUUGCCAAAUUUAUCUCCAUUGACUGAUGUGUUAGAGCUAGUCAAUGUGAUUUUUCCAUGUGUUGUUGAGAGGCAGUUUUAGAUUACCAGAAUAUUCUGUUCAAAAUCAUGAUAACAACAACUGAGCUAAAUGUUAAUGGCUCUUUUAAGAGGAAUGAUUGUCACACACAAUUGUUAUAUGCUCAUAAAAAAUAAAAAAAGACUUUAUAAACUUGCAUAGGCUUAAAUGCAAGCAUAACUGGUCUUUAGUUUGCCAAACCUGACCCAAAAAUCCAAGUAAACAACCAUGUGAGAGGGAAUAUAAUCAUGCAAAGCGCAAACCCAAAAAGGAAAUUAAGUCAGGCUAGAUGGAAAGAGUGCAGAGUCCUCUAGUGGCUGUAUAUGACAUGACAGGUUGAAUGUGCAUCCUCAUUUAUGGCUUAAUAUUUUGUUUAGAAAUUGUUUAUAUACACCGAUCAGCCACAACAUUAAAACCACCUGCCUAAUAUCGUGUAGGUCCCCCACGUGCCGUCAAAACAGCUCUGACCCAUCGAGGCAUGGACUCCACAAGACCUUUGAAGGUGUCCUGUGGUAUCUGGCACCAAGACGUUAGCAGCAGAUCCUUUAAGUCCUGUAAUUUGUGAGGUGGGGCCUUCAUGGAUUGGACCUGUUGGUCCAGCACAUCCCAUAGAUGCUCAAUCGGAUUGAGAUCUGGGGAAUUUAGAGGCCAAGUCAACACCCUGAACUCUUUGUCAUGUUCCUCAAACCAUUCCUGAACAAUUUUUGCAGUGUGACAGGACGCAUUAUCCUGCUGAAAGAGGCCACUGCCAUCAGGGAGUACCGUUGCCACGAAGGUGUGUACGUGGUCUGCAACAAUCUUUAGGUAGGUGAUACGUGUCAAAGUAACAUCCACAUGAAUGCCAGGACCCAAGGUUUCCCAGCAGAACAUUGCCCAGAGCAUCACACUGCCUCCGCCGACCAGCCUUAUUCCCAUAGUUCAUCCUGCUGCCAUCUCUUCCAUAGGUAAACGACGCACAUGGCCUUCAACAUGAUCUGAAAGAAAACAUGAUUCAUCAUACCAGGCCACCUUCUUCCAUUUCUCCAUGGUCCAGUUCUGACGCUCACAUGCCCAUUGUAGGCGCUUUCGCCGGUUUACAGGGGUCAGCAUGGGUACUCUGACCCCUGUAAACCAGGGUCAGAGUACCUUCAGCUACGCAGCCCCAUACGCAGCAAGCUGCGAUGCACUGUGUGUUCUGACACCUUUCUAUCAUGGCCAGCAUUAAGUUUUUCAGCAAUUUGUGCUACAGUAGCUCUUCUGUGGGAUCAAACCAGACGGGCUAGCCUUCGCUCCCCACGUGCAUCAAUGAGCCUUGGGCACCCAUGACCCUGUCACCGGUUCACCGGUUGUCCUUACUUGGACCACUUUUGUUAGUUACUAACCAUUGCAUACCGGGAACACCCCACAAGACCUGCCAUUUUGGAGAUGCUCUGACCCAGUCGUCUAGCCAUCACAAUUUGGCCCUUGUCAAAGUCGCUCAGAUCCUUACGCUUGCCCAUUUUUAAAGGAAUAUCGGUGAUGAUCUGGGGACGCUUCAGUAAGGCUGGAAUUGGGCAGAUUCGUCUUUGUGAAGAACGCAUGAAUCAAGCCACAUACAAGGUUAUCCUGGAAGAAAACUUGCUUCCUUCUGCUCUGACAAUGAUCCCCAACUCUGAGGAUUGUUUUUUCCAGCAGGACAAUGCUCCAUGCCACACAGCCAGGUCAAACAAGGUGUGGAUGGAGGACCACUGGAUCAAGUCCCUGUCAUUUCUAGCCCAAUCUCCAGACCUGAACCCCAUUGAAAACCUCUGGAAUGUGAUCAAGAGGAAGAUGGAUGGGAACAAGCCAUCAGACAAAGCAGAGCUGCUUGAAUUUUUGCACCAGGAGUGGCAUAAAGUCACCCAACAGCAAUGUGAAAGACUGGUAGAGAGCAUGCCAAGACGCAUGAAAGCUGUGAUUGAAAAUCAGGGUUAUUACACCAAAUACUGAUUUCUGAACUCUUCUUAAGUUAAAACAUUAGUAUUGUGUUGUUUAAAAAUGAAUACGAACUUGAUUUCUUUUCAUUAUUUGAGUUCUGAAAACACUGCAACUUUUUUGUUAUUUUGACCAGUUGUCAUUUUCUGCAAAUAAAUGCUCUAAAUGACAAUAUUUUUAUUUGGAGUUUGAAAGUAAUGUUGUCAGUACUUUAUACAAUAAAACAAAAAUGUUCAUUUUACUCAAACACACACCUAUAAAUAGUAAAUCAAGAGAAAAUGAUAAUUUUGCAGUGGUCUCUUAAUUUUUUCCAGAGCUGUAAAUAUAUAUAUAUAUUUCUAAGGCUUACCAAAAAAGGCUGAGCAGGUGAAAAACUAAAUAA